This is a messenger RNA of Fusarium coffeatum, 360 nucleotides long. RefSeq lists its product as uncharacterized. Gene Ontology annotation, molecular function: racemase and epimerase activity, acting on carbohydrates and derivatives. The record is from RefSeq and is a predicted model, not a curated record. The transcript is spliced from 2 exons. NCBI's taxonomy places the organism in Eukaryota, Fungi, Ascomycota, Sordariomycetes, Hypocreales, Nectriaceae. Bases 1 to 360 code for a protein of 119 amino acids.
AUGUCACAAACACCUCGCCGCUUCGCUCAAAUCGUCAAACUCAAACCUGAGCACCUCACAGAGUACAAGGAAGGCCACGCUCGCGUUUGGCCUGAUGUCCUAAAGCAAAUCGAGGAGUGCAACAUCCGAGAUUACAGCAUCUUCUAUGAUGACCAGAGCCACAUCCUCUUCGCCUCAUUCAAGUACGUCGGUUCAGAUUAUAGUGGCGAUAUGGAAAAGAUGGCCCAGAACCCUCGAGUGAGGGAAUGGUGGAAGAUGACCGACGCCUGGCAGGAAAGCCUUGUUCCUGGGGCCGUGAGCUCUGAGGCUGGUGAGCCGUCUUGGUGGAAGCCCGUUGAGGAGGUGUUCUACCAACCCUGA